Molecule: messenger RNA, 157 nt
Organism: Racocetra fulgida
Lineage: Eukaryota; Fungi; Glomeromycota; Glomeromycetes; Diversisporales; Gigasporaceae
Source: the annotation of a GenBank genome assembly
UAGUUAACUCUGAUACUUAUGUCGCAAUUAAGCUCGAAAAUGAUACGAUUCUUUUUGAAGCAUAUGAUCAAAUAAUAAAAGAGUUAGGAUCUAACUUUAAUGAUUCUAGAUAUAAAUUUUUUUUUAUACAUCAUGACAAAAAAAUUGGUCGGAUAAA